Molecule: messenger RNA, 1731 nt
Organism: Patiria miniata (bat star)
Lineage: Eukaryota; Metazoa; Echinodermata; Asteroidea; Valvatida; Asterinidae
Exons: 2
Coding region: 507-1433 (308 amino acids)
Source: RefSeq, a predicted model, not a curated record
UACUGCACAGACCAAGCAAAACCCAGACUUGGGUAGCCUGAAGCUACAAAAUACAAAGUGUUAACCUGUUGUAUGCAUUUCUUUCCAUACAAGUGUGCACAACCACAACAGCUGUAGAAUUCUGUGCUAUUUGGUCCGGCCUUGACCCCCAAAGACCAUUCCACCACCCCUUCAGUACUGCAUUGACCAUAUACGAUGAACGAGAGUCCCAAAACUUUAUAAAAGGGGCGUGUGAGUCUAUAGUGCAAUGUGCAUUGUGCCUAAUUCAUAUUACUGAAUCCAAAUGCUGCUGAGGUUGGGUUUUUUUAGGGCAUGUCAUUGGUUGAAAUGUUAAGUUAUAUCAUGGACUGAGGUACGGAGCCAAAUUGAUGUUCACAAUAUUGGAUGAUAAUGAGGACCAAAACCUUGAAAUUAACGAUACCAGUUAACGAUAACGAGUUAGGCAACAGAAACUCCAACUUUGGCUUCAAGAAAUUGCGAUCAUUUGAAAGAAAUUCUGGAAAAAGAUGUCUGAACCUGUCCGAGUCAUCAUGUGGUCCGUUCCGCGCUCACGGUCCUCCAUUGUUGCAAAGUGCAUGGACGGCGUGCCAGACUCCCAGAUCUUCUUCCAGGUCUACUCAUCAGCAUUCUGGACCGGUCUGGGAGAGUUUAACUCUUCCGAUUCAAGUCUCCAAUCAGAGGGAUUUUACAGGGUUCAAGAUGAAAUCACUAAUGCUGGAGCACAAUCAAAAAGCUUCAGCAAAGGAGAGGCCAAGGCAGAUUAUCAAUGGGUGAAGAGACAACUAGAAGCUAAUUACCCAGGCAAGAGGUUCCUCUUUGCCAAGGAGAUGGCUUACUGCAUCAACGGAAAAUUUGAGUACCUCCCCAAGGGCUAUCGACACAUCUUCUUGAUUCGGGAGCCAGUGAAGGUGUUCCAGUCCCUGAAGAAGACCGUUCCGGAGAUAGUGGCUGUACAGGGGCAGCAGAUACCAGGGAUGGAAGGGGGAGACUUCGAGUUAGACAAGCAGCCACCUCAUUUAAUCGCACCAGAAUAUGGAUUCAAGGAACUAGUCAACUUGUACGAAUACCUUCAAGAGGCAAAUAUGGAGCCGGAUCCAAUCGUUGUUGAUUCUGAUGAUCUUGUGAAUGACCCAGCAAGAAUCCUAUCAGCAGUUUUGGAGAGGCUUGGGGUACAAUUCCAAGAUUCUAUUCUGAACUGGGAAAAGGGGAUGGAUGUCAUGGAAGAAUGGGUUGUGAGUCGGGGUGUCAAGAACAGGAUUACCAAAGCUUCCAGCUUCAAGAGUUUCCGCGACAGCACCGGAUUUCUACAGGAGACGGCAGUGCCUGGUACUACACACAGUACCAGUGCCAAUCUCACUGCAGACGUACAGCACUGUGUAGAGUUCUCCAUGCCAUAUUUCAUGAAACUGUACGAAAAACGUUUGAAGGUUUAAAAAGCUUUGACCUGUACUGGUGACACAAAACCUUUGACACAGCAUUGAAUAAUGAAGAAUUUCUUUUAACUAAUAAAGGAAAAGUUAAACAACGAAAGUAACAUUAUUAAGUAACACGAAGUGUACGGUACCUCCAUUAUUGGAGGCUAAAAAUGUUUUAUACAUGAUGUUUUUCUAAAUAUCCAUAUUUUUUUAGGUCAUCAAUGAUGAUUAAAUUUCUCCACUUUUGUUUUCCAUGAUUGUUAUUUUUAUUAUUAUAUAGACAUAUGCCAGAAUUUGUCAACUUUAAGACAAUUGA